Molecule: messenger RNA, 1734 nt
Organism: Lichtheimia ornata
Lineage: Eukaryota; Fungi; Mucoromycota; Mucoromycetes; Mucorales; Lichtheimiaceae
Exons: 6
Coding region: 1-1734 (577 amino acids)
Biological process (GO): basic amino acid transport; transmembrane transport
Cellular component (GO): fungal-type vacuole membrane
Molecular function (GO): basic amino acid transmembrane transporter activity
Source: RefSeq, a predicted model, not a curated record
AUGGAGCGAAGGGAGGAAACCACGCCUCUUUUGAACGAUACCCUGUCACCGGCAGGCUACAAGACAACCUCUGCGUCCAGCGAUAAUGAUGAUUGCAUUACCAUCCUUACUUCCAAUCCACCCUCGUUGGCAAGUCGACGAAGCAGCACCUCCUCCAGCUCUAGUAGCAAAGGCACCACCCAACAGCAAGAUGAUAUCGUAGCUCGUCGCCUCAAUGGUGCAUCGCUGCUCACUGUUUUGGGAUCGAUUUGGGUUGCUGUCACGCUGGGUUCCUUGGAUUCAUCCAUUGUAGCCACGAUCUAUGCACAAAUUGGUACCGAAUUUCAAAAGUCGAACGAGAUUGUAUGGAUUGCCACAGCGUAUCUUCUGAGCUACACUGCAUUGCAGCCCCUGUAUGGCCGGAUCUCGGACGUCUUUGGUCGCAAGUCUGCUUUGCUCUUUGCAACGGUUGUCUUUUUCAUCGGCUCAUUGCUCUGUGGUGCUGCUCCCAACUUAUGGUCCCUUGUUGUAGCACGUCUCGUGGCUGGUCUUGGUGGUGGUGGUAUCAACACAUUGACUACUGUCAUUAUCAGUGAUUUGGUAUCUUUGCGAGAUCGUGGUAAAUACCAAGGAUACGGUAAUAUGGCAUAUGGUCUCGGCUCAUUGAUGGGUGGUCCAUUGGGUGGAUUCAUUACUGAUACAGUGGGAUGGCGUUGGUGCUUUUAUAUCAAUCUUCCAAUCCUUCUUGUCACCAUCUAUGUGGCAUCAUGCGUCAUGACCAACUAUAAUCUCAAAGAGCGCAACGACAACUCGACAUUGAUGCAACGUCUCAAGAUGAUCGAUUGGCUUGGUGCUGGAACCAUUGUAACAGCUGUGGUUGCAUUCAUGGUGGCAACUUCAUUGGGUGGCAACACACGUCCUUGGUCUGAUCCUUUUGUACUUGGUUGCUUGGCUGCAUCGGUGGUGUUGACCUUGCUCUUUGGUGUGGUUGAAGCCAAGGUUGCUGAUAAUCCCUUGAUGCCAUGGUCCAUUGUUACCAGUCGUACUCCACUCGCAUGCUCGUUGGCCAACUUUUGGACAUUGAUGGCAACCAUGUCGUCCGUAUACAUGAUUCCACUCUACUUGCAAGCAGUACUUGGAAACAGCCCAACUCGUGCAGGUCUCUAUUUGAUGCCUCGUAUUGUAUCGUUAUCAUGUGGCUCUGUAUUCUCAGGCUUCUUCAUCUCACGUACCGGUGAAUACAAGGGCAUCACCAUCACUGCCGCCUUUACCUUGCUCGUUGCCAUCACUGGAUACUCAUUCUGGACAGCCACCACCCCAUUGUGGUUCUACUUCAUCACCACUAUCCUCGAUGGCCUCUCCAUGGGCAUCCUCAUUACAACAACCCUCAUCGCCAUGUUGUCGACCAUUGCUGCAUCUGAAAUGGCCACCAUUACGUCCAUGUCGUACUUGUUCCGAUCUGCUGGUGGUGUCAUUGGUAUCUCGGUGACAUCGGCCGUCUUCCAAGCUGUCGUCAAGCGUAUCCUUGCUGAAAAGAUUACUGGCCCUGAUGCUGAAAAGUAUAUUGAAAUUGCCCGCCAGUCAAUGAGCGAGGUGCGUUCAUUAUUGCCAGCCGAUAUUUUGGAUAUUGUACUUGAUGCCUACGAGGUUGCCUUGCGUUACAGUUUCUAUGCGAUGGUUGCCAUGGCUUCACUUGCCUUCAUUUCCACCUUAUUUAUCCAACGCUUUGAACUUUCAACCAAGGUUGGCAAGUAA